AGCGCGAAGCCUGAACCGGUCCACAGUCAACCCCGCUUUGUUUUCUCUCUUCAGGUUCCCUUCUUCCAAACCACUCCACCACUUCUAACCGAAACCAAUAACCGGUAAACCACCGCCACGUCAAAGACCAAAUUGCCCCUCUCGCGGUGGUCUCCGAGCAAAACGUGCGUGGUUCUCGCUCUCAGCCGUUUCUCUCUGUCUCCGAUCAUCUUCUCCGAAACGUUUGAUUCUCUCCGACACUCCAAAAUUUCGCAGUCGGAAUAAUAAAUCGGCGAUUAUGCCGAUUCGGAAUCAGCUGAAUUCCAGGGUUCCGAUCAAGUUCCUGGCCUUCUGCGUCUUCCUCAGCUGCUUUCCAGGAUGCAUACUAUCGGCGAUUGUGACGCUGGAUUCGAUUGAGAUAUACAGCACGCACGAGCUGUUGAAAAGGCCGACGGUUUAUUUCAAAUGCAAAGGGGAUCAGAACAAGACGGUGUUGCCGGACGUCAAGGAAAAGAAGGUCUUGUAUAAAUUCAACGGCCAAGAGUCUUGGCAGCCUUUGACAGAGCUCGAAGGUAAGAAGUGUAAGCGGUGUGGAUUUUAUGAGGAGGAUACAUUCAAAUCAGAUGACGUAUUUGAGGAGUGGGAGUUGUGUCCUUCUGAUUUCGAUGGUCCUGAUGGAAAAUUCCGGCGAAUCACAAAAGACGAAUUCAAUGCAACUUUUGUGUGUUCGGAGUGUGACAUGACUGGAUCCAAAUCCAAUAGCAAGUCGCAUGAAGAAGCAAAGGGAAGGGGAUUGCAUAUUGCUCUAGUUCUAUUAAUCGUUGCUGUCGUGUUAGCACUGUGUAUCGCUGGAGGAGUAGCUGGAUACAAGCACUGGCAAAAGAAGAAGCGACAGCAAGAACAGGCUCGGUUCUUAAAGCUGUUUGAAGAUGGUGAUGAGAUUGAGGAUGAAUUAGGGCUUGAUCAUGUAAUAUGAUAAUGACUAGGUACAUUAACUUUACCUUACAGUAAGUUGAUCUUACACAAAUUUUGCUCUUGUGAAGAAAGAAAAAAAGGAACAAAUAAAAAGUUACAUACAUAUUGUGAAUAUUUUUCGAGAAA
Messenger RNA from Rosa rugosa (rugosa rose), 1080 nucleotides. RefSeq lists its product as uncharacterized. Bases 278 to 955 code for a protein of 225 amino acids. Lineage: Eukaryota; Viridiplantae; Streptophyta; Magnoliopsida; Rosales; Rosaceae. The transcript has 4 exons. The record is from RefSeq and is a predicted model, not a curated record.